Messenger RNA from Solanum tuberosum (potato), 399 nucleotides. RefSeq lists its product as uncharacterized. NCBI's taxonomy places the organism in Eukaryota, Viridiplantae, Streptophyta, Magnoliopsida, Solanales, Solanaceae. Gene Ontology annotation, biological process: translation. The record is from RefSeq and is marked provisional. Gene Ontology annotation, cellular component: mitochondrial large ribosomal subunit. Gene Ontology annotation, molecular function: structural constituent of ribosome.
AUGGCGUUAAGGGGAACGAUGCUACGAACCGCCGGGAAGUUCGCCGGUGUGAACUCUAAUCUCCGACGAUUUAUCCACAUCACUUCACGUCCGGCGCCUCUAGAUAGCGUGGUUGAUCGGCUGACGGAGACAUCACCAUCGUUGGUUUUACCUGAAAAUGAGAAUAACAGCAGCAUGUUUCCAAAUUCACCUUUCAAUUGGGGGUCCAUGGAGCUUAUGGCUGUUCCUAAGAAGAAGGUUUCUCCUCACAAGAGAGGCAUAAGGAAUGGACCAAAGGCUCUAAAACCCGUUCCAGUGAUUAUUCGUUGCAAGGCUUGUGGUCGAGUCAAGUUGCCACAUUUCUUUUGUUGCAGUGGGAUUAAGCAGAACCCUGGUGAAGAGAACAAUUCUACCGGUUGA